Molecule: messenger RNA, 478 nt
Organism: Neurospora tetrasperma FGSC 2508
Lineage: Eukaryota; Fungi; Ascomycota; Sordariomycetes; Sordariales; Sordariaceae
Exons: 1
Coding region: 1-279 (92 amino acids)
Source: RefSeq, a predicted model, not a curated record
AUGUGCAAUACAAUAAUAGUUACAAGAUGCCAGUCUGCUUUCGAGCAGAGAUGUAAUAAUACAAGUGUUAUACAGUUCAUGACCGCAGUCCCUCAAGGUCUCGAGCCGCAGACUUCCGCCCUGAAGGAAGCCGCCGAGCUCAGCCCCGUAAACAGACAAGACCGACAUAUUGGAGCACGUCAGUCUACCAGACAAAGCCAGGAGGAUAACCGCGCCAUCUGGCUAUCCGUACGCUUACAAGCGCACCCCUUGGUCUUCGGAAAGGGUACCGCUCGCUAGCUAGGAAAGAAGGCGGCGUUUCUGCUCGUCUUCUCGACUCUCUAAAGGUAGCCCAGCUGUACCUCGCUGUCUUCACUCUUUGGUCCGCUGGGUGGGAACCUCCCCCCUCGCUAGCUUGUAGUCAACGAGCGGACCAUCGUUGUAGCUCCCUCCUCUUUCUCUUGCUUUUUCUCACUUUCUCCUUUCCCUCUCAGCUACC